Postia placenta MAD-698-R-SB12 is the source of this 309-nucleotide messenger RNA. RefSeq lists its product as hypothetical. The transcript has 3 exons. Lineage: Eukaryota; Fungi; Basidiomycota; Agaricomycetes; Polyporales; Adustoporiaceae. The coding region runs from base 1 to 309 and encodes 102 amino acids. The record is from RefSeq and is a predicted model, not a curated record.
AUGGCGACUCCGCCUUUUGAUCAGCGCAAUAAUCAGCAUCCUAUGCCAGAUGUCAUUCUAUCUCUCCCUCUGCGCACCAGUAACUUACACCAUCACUCCGCCGAAGACGGUGUCAGCGACCAUGAGUCGAGCGACUUUGAACUUACCGACGACGAAUCGAGUGACGGCAGGUCCUCCGUCGAGGCUGAAGUCGACUCUGAAGAGUCCGUCGAUGGAGGGAGCGACGAAGAUAGCGACGAUGAAGGUGAUGAUGCCAUGGACUGCGUUGACGAAAGUGACUACGGGGAACCCAUGGACGUAGACCCUUGA